AUGAUGAAAAUAAUUAUAAAAGUUAUCAUAACAUUAUGUGUAUUGAUUGAAUUAGUUAAUGGUGUACAAUUUUUAAACUUAAUACCUUAUAAAUCCUGUGAUUGUAGUGGUCCAGUUAGUGGUACCGGGUUUAGUAGUGUCAUUGAUACAUGUAUUACAUAUGAUUAUCAAAAUAACUAUGUUUUCAAAGUAUUUAAGGAUAUAGUAUCUAUUGAAUCAUUUAAAAGUCCAAAUGGUGAGCAAGUUUGCGAAUCACAAGAUUUAAAUAAAACACCAAUAAAAACAGAAAUAAAUUCAUGUUUACCUUAUUUAGAGAUUGGUAAUUUAAAUUUAAAUUAUCAAUUAACAGAUCCAUAUGAUAGUAGUGGUGGUAGUGGAUCAUAUUCAUAUUAUACGGGAUCUGGUACAGGAUCUGGUUCUGGAUCUGGUUCUGGAAGUGGUUCUGGAUCUGGGAGUGCAUCUAAUAGUAAUUCAUAUUAUCCAAGUAGUAGUAGUGAAAUUGAUAGUGAAUAUUCCUAUAAAGUAACAUUAACAAAUGGUGAACCAUUGAUUCCAACAAAUUCAUAUGUAACUAGUUUUAUGCCAAAUCAAUGCACAACUGAUGAUUCAUCAAAUGCUUUAAUUUUUUAUUAUUUCAUUAAUGGUACAUGGCUAUAUGAAAGAGAUGAUUUAUAUAAAUCAGUUUAUUACUGUUCAAAUAAUACUCCAUAUUCAUUUGGUUAUAAGGAAAAUCAACCACAAGAUAUGUCAAUAAAUUGUAAUAGAUAUGCACCAUUCUUUAAUUCAUCAUAUGAAGUUUACCCUUCAUCAGAAGCAACUGGAAAUUAUAUCUCCAGUAGUAGCACUAGUAGUAGUAGCGAUUCAGGUUCAACAGGUUAUAGUGGUUCCAGUUCUAGUAGUAAUAGUAUUAAUGGUGAAACUAGUGGUUCUGGUACAAGUGGUUCUGGUAAUUCUGGUAGAAGUAUCACCAGUGGUGGUAGUAUAAUUACAAGUUCAACAAGUUCAAGUAAUAGUGAAAGUAAUAGUAAUAGUAACCAUGCCACCAGUAGCGGAAGUGCAUACUUUGGUGAUGGUUCUGAGGAAAUUUUCUAUCAAAAUGUUUAUUGUACUUAA
This is a messenger RNA of Dictyostelium discoideum AX4, 1113 nucleotides long. RefSeq lists its product as hypothetical. The coding region runs from base 1 to 1113 and encodes 370 amino acids. The record is from RefSeq and is a predicted model, not a curated record. The transcript has a single exon. NCBI's taxonomy places the organism in Eukaryota, Evosea, Eumycetozoa, Dictyosteliales, Dictyosteliaceae.